CAUUGGUUAUUUGAUGUAGUGUUUGUGUGUGUUUAUUGGUUGAUGUGGUAGAAAAAAUAAAAUCUGAUAUGCCAAGGAACACCGUGUAGUGGAUGGGAUUAGUAUAAUCUCCAGGUCACAGUGUAGGUCGCUAGUAAAUUCUGUCACCCACCUGCUAUCAGUUUAAAGGAUUUCACACGUCACUGCAGGAUUAGAAUCUGAUCGAGUUGCUGUCCAGGGUGCUGAAUCUUAACUUUAACGGGUUGUCCCACCUCCCCACCUAUUUUAAUACAAUUAUAACAUUUCUUUAUUCUGAAAACACGUUUUUUUUAAACCACUGGUACAUUUGAACGUGAAGUGUACACGUUUUGUAUUCUUAUUUUCGGGAGUUAUACGAGUUCUUUUGGUAACAGCCUUGAUUACAUUAUGAGAUUUUCAGGGAUUAUUUUCUGAAACCCAACACGUCAUUAAAGUAAGGAAGAGAAAGCGAAUUGCGCGUCUCUCUCGACGAAAAUAUGGGACUUGGUACAGCCGGGGUAUGAUCAUUUGAAGAACACUGAAUUGUGAAUACAUACACUGUAUUACACUGCUGGGCUGCGAUGCUACAUCAGCUUUGUCAGUUUCAUGGCUUUGCACUGAGAUGGACGAAGAGCAGCCCGCGAUGGAGUAAGUCUAAGCACCAGAGGUCCCCAGUCCCGUCAUUAAUCUCACUGCUGUGCUGGUCUCUAUUCGCUGUUCUGUCGCGUCCUUAUUUGGUUCAUGCGGCAGUUUAUAAAGUGGGGGUGGUGGGACCUUGGACGUGUGAUCCACUCUUUUCUAAAGCACGCCCGAGAGAGGCGGCCCAGUUAGCUGUUGAUCGCAUCAACAAAGAUCAUUCAUUAGACCAAGUGGACACUUUUGACUAUGUUAUACUCAACGAAGACUGCCAAACAUCCAAGGCCUUAACGGGAUUCCUUGGGUACCACAGACAGGUAUCUGGGUUCAUUGGACCCACCAAUCCCGGGUACUGCGAUGCCGCUGCCCUUUUGGGUAAAAACUGGAACAAGGCUGUUUUCUCUUGGGCCUGUAUCAAUACUGGGCUGGAUAAUGUGAGGAGCUACCCAACAUUCGCAAGGACCUUGCCCUCGCCAGCAAGAGUUCUCCUCAGCGUCAUGAAACACUUCCGGUGGGCGCACGCUGGCAUUGUCUCCUCUGAGGAGGAUGUUUGGGUGGACACGGCUGGCAAAGUGGCCAGUGCUCUUCGGAACCGUGGGCUCCCUGUCGGCAUCGUCAUCUCCAUUGGCCGAGAUGAUCCAAGUAUCAAGGAAGCACUGCGAAAAGUGAAAAAGGUGGAGAACCUGCGCAUGGUGAUCAUGUGCAUGCACUCUGUGCUGAUCGGGGGACAGGCGCAGGGCAGACUCCUGGAGGCGGCCCACGACCUGCAGAUGACGGACGGCUCCUUGGUGUUCGUCCCCUACGACACCCUCCUGUACAGCCUCCCCUAUGAGCACGUCCUCUACCCGGCCCUGAGGACCAGCAGCAAACUGCGCGAGGCCUACGACGCAGUGCUCACCAUCACAGUGGAGUCCGAGGAGGCUACCUUCCACCAGGCCUACCAGGAGGCUGUGGACAGAGGGGAGCUGGCAGACCCAGCCAAGCCAGAGCAGGUAUCCCCCUUAUUUGGAACCAUAUACAAUUCUAUCUACUUCCUUGCUCAUGCCCUGAAUAUCAACAGAAGGAAUGGAGGCUGGGUGUCAGGCACCCACAUAGCAGAGUCCUCCCGGAACAUGGAGUUCCCCGGCUUCAACCACAAGAUCAAGACGAACGGCAGCGGGGCCGGCUUCGUGGACUACGUCAUCCUGGACACAGACGGGAGGUCCCAGGAGAUCUACCGCACGCACACGGUCAACAUGGAAACCGACAUGGUGCGUUUCCUGGCCCGAAGCAUUCAUUUCCCCCGGGGCGUGUCACCAAAGUCAGAUUCGAGAUGCUGGUUCACUCACGGAAAAAUUUGUACCGGAGGUGUUGAUCCCUUCUUUGCUCUAAUGGUUUGUGUCUCUGUCUUCUUCGCCAUUAUCUGCUUUGUGGGGCUUUCUUAUUUAAUAAGGCGUCGAAUAAACCUAAUUAAACUACUUAGAGGGCCUAACAAAAUUCUGCUUACCUUGGCUGAUGUGACGUUUAUCAAUCCCCAGCUAAGCAUGAAGAAACUGAGUACUGAUGCUAGUGAUGGUGCAAAGAGCCUCUCGGAGACAUAUCAAAGCCAGAAGUCCCACGUGAGGUCCAACGCAUCCAGCAUGACUCCCGCCACUUACGAGAACUCAAACGUGGCCAUUUACGAGGGAGAUUGGGUUUGGAUGAAGAAAUUACCCAGUGGAGAUUUUGGAAGAAUAUCACCGAGCACCAGUAUUGUUUUUCAGAUGAUGAAGGACAUGCGCCAUGAGAAUGUGAAUCUUUUCCUGGGUUUUUUCCUCGACUGCGGAGUGUUUGCCAUCGUGACGGAGUUCUGUUCCCGAGGGAGCCUAGAAGACCUUCUCCGGAACGAUGAUGUAAAGCUGGACUGGAUGUUUAAGUCUUCCCUGCUUCUCGACCUCAUCAAGGGUAUGAAGUAUUUUCACCAUCGGGACUUCAUCCACGGGAGGCUGAAAUCCCGGAACUGUGUGGUAGACGGGCGAUUUGUACUGAAAAUAACUGACUAUGGAUACAAUGAGGUGCUAGAGUCUCAGAAGUUCCCAUAUAAAGAACCUGCUGCAGAAGAGUUAUUUUGGACAGCCCCAGAAAUCCUUCGGCUGCCUCAUGCAACGCUGAACAGCUCUUCCAAGGGGGAUGUGUACAGUUUUGCCAUCAUUAUGCAGGAAGUGGUGAUGAGGGGCCCACCAUACUGCAUGCUGGAGCAGUCAGCAGAGGAUAUCAUUGUGAGGCUGAAGAAGCCCCCUCCUUUGUGCCGGCCCCUCGUGUCUCCAGACCACGCCCCCAUGGAGUGCAUCCAGCUGAUGAAACAGUGCUGGAACGAGCAGCCAGACAGACGACCCACCUUCGAAGAGAUAUUCAACCAGUUUAAGAACAUUAACAAGGGAAAGAAGACGAACAUCAUCGACUCAAUGCUGCGAAUGCUGGAGCAGUACUCUAGCAACCUGGAGGACCUGAUACGAGAGCGGACAGAGGAGCUGGAGAUAGAGAAGCAGAAGACAGAGAAGCUGCUCACACAGAUGCUACCUCCGUCUGUGGCAGAGGCCCUGAAGAUGGGCUGCACUGUAGAACCAGAGCAUUUCGAAGAGGUCACCUUGUAUUUCAGCGACAUCGUCGGGUUCACCACGAUAUCGGCGAUGAGCGAGCCCAUUGAGGUGGUGGACCUUCUGAACGACCUCUACACAAUAUUUGAUGCUAUAAUAGAGAACCAUGAUGUUUAUAAGGUGGAGACUAUAGGAGAUGCCUACAUGGUGGCGUCCGGCCUGCCCAAGUGCAAUGGAAACCGUCACACAGCAGAGAUCGCCAACAUGUCUCUGGACAUCCUCAGCGCCGUGGGGACCUUCAAGAUGAGACACAUGCCAGACGUACCGGUCCGGAUCCGAAUCGGACUGCACUCAGGGCCUGUGGUUGCAGGAGUGGUAGGCCUCACUAUGCCACGGUACUGUCUGUUUGGAGGCACGGUGAAUACAGCCUCACGCAUGGAGGCCACAGGGAUGCCCUACCGCAUUCAUGUCAGUAGCAGUACUGUUAAAAUUCUAGUGGGCUUAAAAGAAGGAUAUAAGGUAGAGCUAAGAGGAAGAACAGAACUGGAGGGCAAAGGCGUGGAGGAGACUUACUGGCUGAUUGGGAAGGAGGGGUUCAGCAAACCACUGCCCAUUCCUCCAGUGAUCAAAUCAAAGCAAAUGGCUCAUGGCUUGCAGAUGGAGGAAAUAACUGCGUCCAAGCGACGGAAAGCAGAAAUGCAGCUUGCACAGAAGAAUAACUGAGACCUGAGAUGGCGAAGGACUACAAACAGUUGCUUAAAAAUGCAGUAAAGAAGAUAAGUCACGUUCGCCAGGUAGCUCCUACAAUCUAAAGAGGGUCCCGUCAGCAUGUGCCACCACUGAGGACCGUUGCACUGUAACAAACUGUCACACGCCCAGCCUGGUGAGGGAUGGACGAUCUCCAACCGCCCAGUAACAUUAAAGAGGACUGUCUGGAGGGGAACAGGGUUAGCAGCAGCAUCUUGCUUUUAGCUGUCUUUGAUUCUGAAUGCUGUUCUGCUAUGCAAAGCCUACCAAGGAAGACAACAGCAUUUACAACAAGCCUUCGACUGCUUUCAUAGCUCGAACAUCACUUCCCUGUCGCUGAUUUGCAUGUGUCGCGGCAAUACGCUGACUUUACCAAAGAAUUAUAGAAUGUAAGUAAAAUGAGAAUAAGGAAGCAUUGACAAUUCAACAUCUCAAGUGAAGAAUGGUCUCUAUUACACCAUCAGGGGUCUACAGUAAAGAGACGCCCCCUACUUAGACUACCAUCACUUUCUGCAACACCUUAUUUUCCAUGGAGUCCUCCCAUCCAAGGACAAUACUAACCAGGCCCAACCUUGCUUAGUCUCAGAUCUAACGGGUAUAUCUUUUUAUUUAAGGGGUAGCAGUGAAACCUGGCGAAUCUAGACCCCAAAGGAUGAGCAAGAAGAUUACAGGUCUACCCCCACCUCACUCAUAGUGGGUGCUGUAGUGUAGUGUAUUAAUGGCAACACAUUGUAAAAACUGGAGAAACAAGCAUUGUAAGACAGGUACAGAACACGCAACGUGACGGAUGUCAUCCUCCGCUUCACUUUUAAAAUGUUUUAUCCGCAGCAGUACUGUGUGUGACUUGUAAAUAUAGAGACACUUUGUGUGUUGGAGUUGUCCAUUCCCCAGUUCAUAACUGCUCUUCUCUCUUGUAAUGAGCUGAGGUAUUGUCGGCCGUUAGGGGCUUACAGGUUUUUUUUAGACAGCACCCUGAUAAAUACAGUCGAAUGUGGUGUUAAAAAUAGCCCAUGCUAAGCGCAACGAGGAUCAAACCUGUCAUUCAGAAUCUGCUAGGGGGGGGACUUCUGUUUUUUCUUCCCAACAGACUGCCCUUGAAAGCAAACAGACCUGCUUCAGCAAGAGUGAACAUUCGGGAGGCACAGUUCCAUUGCUAAACCUCAAGACACUAUUAAUUCAAGUGACUGUUACAUAUAGCCCACUUUUUAUCAAUAGCUCCUGUAUCAUUUGUGAUGCUCUGUGAAAACUGUAAAAUCACUUAUAGUGUAGAAUGAAUGUAAGUUUGAUUUAUAUGAAGGUGUUUAUAUGAAUUAGGCAUAUGAUAUGUGCCUAAUAUCAGACACUAUGUCACAUACAUUUAUUUCACAGUAUAUUGCAUGUUACAUUGUAAUAUAUGGUAAUCGAUAAUAUACAUGAAUAAAAUGGGCCAUUGCAAAGUAAUAUAAAGCAGAAUAAAAAAAAAAUUAAACAGGUCUCUGGCACGUAGAUUGCAUUUGGUGAUAUAUAAAAGUGAAUCUCUCUGUUACCCGUUAUAAAAGUUUGACACAGUAAAUUUGUAUAGUAGUGGUUAUGCUAUGAACUUACCAUAGUUUUCUUGCUUUGCCAUGUUUUCUAAUAUGCUUUACCAUACCUCUGGUCUUUACAAUGCUUACCUCUGCUUUACCAUGCUUUCACUGUGCUUUAUUACACUUUGCUAUGCUUUUACUAUGGGAAACUUCAAUAAGGGGUAGUGAAGGGCUGGCAGUAGGUGUUCGAUUGGCAGGUGCUUCCAUAUCCAAGACAAUACAAAUGAUGCUUCACUUGGAACAAAAGAGAUGACUCUCUCUCUCUGUCUCUACGGGCCGAUCUAGAGUCUUUGCUGAAGAUUUCCACCCUAAUAUUGCUACUAGAAGACUCAUCAUGUAGAAAACAAAACAUCCUUGCAGCCCAUGAUUGCCCUGCAUCAUAUAAAGCAACUUUUACAUGCAUGUUUUCAAGGAACCACUUUCAUACAGGCACAUAUAAUGCAGAGUUAUACAAAGGAAUGUCCACCGUUUCUCGUCCGGUACAGAAUAUCAGAAGACAACAGCAGCCCCUGGAGGAGAGGUGACGUACACAGUGACCCCAAUACUCCCUGGAUUAUCUGUACCGUGGAUCACUUAAGAAGGACACGGACAGUGAGGUCACCCUUAACAAGAUUAAAAUUAUCCCAAACUGAUCCGGCAACAGAGAUGGAUUAAUAUGAACCGUGGAAAGAUGCUGUGAUGCAACUUCCAAUGCUGUCUGGGAUGACUGGGAUAUCCAUGCGAUGACAUGCACUUCAUUUCACCUGCACUACUAAAUCAUGUGCAGUAGGUCAUAAUUAGUACAACUCAAACACGCUCUGUUUUGAUUAAUUUUUUGUCAUUUUUCCAACUUGCUGGAAAAUGAUUAAUUAUGCCAAGGAUUUGGAUCACAUAAUAAAGAAAUUUAGGGUUUUUCCAACACAAUGCAAGUUUUUCUUAUUGAAUCUUGGUAUACUUUGUGAAAAUGGUUACAGUGGUAUAAAUGUGUGCAGGUUCAUCUAAUGAUCUAGGAUUCAAUUGUAAUUAUUGCAUUGAUUUCUUUGUAUCAGCUUUUAAAACGUACCAAAUACAAUACAAUACAACGUCAUUGUUAUAUAGCUCCCUUCACACCAUGGCAUCCCAGAGCGCUGUACAGAGUUAAAAACUAAACAAACAACUCAUAUGUACAAUACACCAGCUACAACCAAAUAGGUAUGGAGUCAGAAUGGCCAUAAUCCAUGAAGGACACAACUAUGCUGUCUGCAGUUAUUUGGUACUUUUCAAAAGCUGCUAAAUGGUUGCAGCACCAAUGUAAUCACUGGGUAAACCUGAGCAGGGUUAGCGGCUUGUAUCCCUUCAUGUACACAGUGAGGCUUUAUAUAUAUUAAACAAACACAAAUCUUUAUUAAACGUAACAUUUAUCAAGGUCUUUAUGCCAUUGUGCAACGUGUGUCAUUUUGGUGAGAGGGUAAAUAUAGCUGUAAUUGGCCCUAUUCAAAGAACUGUAACUCAUAAGAUAAAGUUUGAUAUUGAUGAAACUGUUCUAGCCAGCAACAGUGUAAACCAUUAUGAUGAAAAUGUGUUUUAUUAAUAGAAAGUGUUACAGUCCACCCUGCAGCGUCACACAAAGUGUGUUUCUUUACCUUUGCUGUAUGUUUGUAUGGCAGCAAUAUAGUUCUCAAAUUAAUCCCAAUUGUUCUGAUAUUUUUGUUCCCACGUCGUGGGAUAUAAAUCACCUGGGGCACACAUUUCUCAACUUUCACUCUGGGGCGUAAAUACAGUGUUUAGCUGCAAUACAGGGUACAGGAUACAGCAAAGGUACAGUAAUGCAUUUCCUACACUGCAGGGCAUUCUGUAACAGUUCCAAACUUUGUGAACACAAAACCAAUGACAAACUGCUCAGAAGAUUCAAAGUGGUGCCCAGAGUGGCUUGUAACUAGUUCUGUAUCAUUAAAAGAGUGCUGAUCAAUGAUUUCAAAAUCAUUUUCUUACUUCUAAUUUGUUAUAUUGUUACUGCCCCCCUUUUUAUUGUGUAGAGAUGUUUGGUUCUUGGUUUAUUUACGUUCAUUCAGGAUAUGCAAAUGUUUAAAAUACGCUAUAGAUAAACUGCUGCAUCCUGACACCUUUGCUGUAGAUCACAUGAUCUGAUUGCAGCUAGACCAUUGGAGUGACAUUAAACCACACAGGAAGUGAUCAGGUACCAGGAAGCAGCAGCAGCGUUAUAUUUGAAAUAUCUGCAUAUUCCAUAUUGAAGAGUGAAAUGCAAGCAAAGAAUCAAAAGAUAUUUGGAGUAAAAGGGGGUCAGUGACAAUAUUGUUAAUGCCCCUUAUGGUUGUUUUGCAGUUUUCCCACAGUUAUAUUAUGCAUUUACCAUAGUUUACCAUAGUUUGCCAUGUUUUCAAUAUGCUUUACCAUACCUCUCUGUGUGUUACAAUGCUUGCUUAUGCUUUCCAAUGAGUUCACUAUGCAUUAUUACACUUUGCUAUGCUUUUAUUAUGAGAAAAUUAAUGCAAGGUAAAGGGUGAUUUUCUGAGACAAUUGAAACAAACAGUAUGAAACUUUCUGGAAUUCAUGUUCUGGGUAAUGUAUAGCUUUUAUAAUUUUUUUUUUUUUUUACUGCAAACGUUAAAAUUCCUCUGAAAAUAUAUAUUUUUCUUUUUCUUUCACAAAAACGGUUCCUUUUGCUCUGCAGGGCAAACGUCUUGUUGAAUCUGGACUAAUGAUUGCUCACUUUUAAAUGUGCAAGGGGUCAGCCUUGUUCCUUGCAAACAAGUAGAAUGUUGAACACCAGAAGCAACACCUGACUGAUUCUUAAACUAGGACCUAAAAACAAGGAAAGACCAUACACUUAUAACAGCCAGGACUAGAGCACCCAUCGAGUGUGCUUGGAGACCACAGCUUCCAUCGCUACUAUGCCAUCCUCAGCUCUGUCCUGGGCUUUACUCACUCGCACUCCUUGUAAACUCCAUGCGCCCUGUGGUUAUUGCACAAUUGAAAGUAUUUUAAAUAUUUACAUAUCCUGAUUUAACGUAAAUCCUUGGUUAGCACUCCUUCAAGAAGUAAUAGGCAUUAACAGACAGCUUGAUGGUUGAUUGAAUAGCUCACUACACUGACAGGCCCUGACACAAGAGGGCUCCAUUUCGACAUACUAGUAGAUAAUAGUAGAUGGUUUUGUCAGAAUAGUGUGGUCUAUCGCAGCUGCAAAUUCACCUUGGAGAAAUGCACAUUUUGGAAUUUGACAAAAUAAAAGAAAGUGUUAUCAUGCAGCUUUGGGGAUGCAGGGAUAAUAUAUUGUAACAACAACCUAAUAAAAAUCAUUACCUUAGUAGCAUAAUCGUAUUUCUACAGUAGUUCUGUAGUUCUGCUCUUAAUAUUUUUGUUUUCAUAUUAAGUUCUGGCAGGAAAAAAAGGUGAAAAUAAAGUCUGGAAAACAAAAAGAUUGACAGCAAUACAUGUGGGACUGUGGGAUGAGAGUAACGAAUAGUGCGUUAUUAAAAUUCACUGUUUUAAUAGACAGUGCUUCCAUGUUACUAUCUGACAAAUAAUACAGAAACAAUAUACAGAUGUAUUUUUGAUACACAAUAUAUUAAGAGUUUUAUAUAAUAUGUAUUUAUUUAAUUAGUUGUGCCAAUACUUUUGACAGCUUUACCUUAUAUAUAUAAUCACUUUGUAAUUAUAUAGCGAAAUAUAGUGGAAUACAUGGGACAAAAUAAUACAGAAUUUGCCAUUUUGUAAUAUAUUUAUAUUCUGUACUGUUCUGAAAUAUAUUGACAUACAUAUAUUGCACAAUAUUU
Acipenser ruthenus (sterlet) is the source of this 9252-nucleotide messenger RNA. Its product is annotated as retinal guanylyl cyclase 2-like. Gene Ontology annotation, biological process: receptor guanylyl cyclase signaling pathway; intracellular signal transduction; protein phosphorylation. Lineage: Eukaryota; Metazoa; Chordata; Actinopteri; Acipenseriformes; Acipenseridae. The coding region runs from base 579 to 3911 and encodes 1110 amino acids. The transcript is spliced from 20 exons. Gene Ontology annotation, molecular function: protein kinase activity; ATP binding; peptide receptor activity. The record is from RefSeq and is a predicted model, not a curated record.